AUGUUUGCUGUUGGACAUGGAUUGAAAGCCUUGUUGAUGAAAUUCUCGAUGGGUCAUCAGAUGGCAACAAUUAUUACUCAUCCGAUCAUGGUGGGUAUUCAUAGGGUUGGAUGUGAUCUUUCCAAUACUAGAGAAUGGAAAGAAGAGUUGGGAAAGGUUAUUACUUUGAAUGGAAUGUUUGGAGGAUUAUUUAGAGGAAUUAUUCCACAAUUAAUUGCCAAUUAUUUGGUGAAUAUUGUGAAUAGAAGUAAUGUUUUUAAUGGAUUGGUGAUUCCUGGAAUUUCUUAUUAUCCUUUUCUUGGGGAAAUUUUCCCAUUUGUGAAGAGAGUAAUGAUUGGAGUGGCUGCUGGUUUAGUUAGCUAUCCAUUUACAACUUUAUCUUUGAGAAUGCAAAUGAAUCCUGAAGUGGCAAUGGGUGAUAUUAUUUCAGAAAUGACCAAUGAAGGAAUAUCUGGAAUAUAUGCUGGAUUUGCCACUCAUCUUGUUGCUAAUAUUCUCACUGCUGUUUUACACAAAUUCUUGGAUUUGGUUAUUAGAAAACCACUCAAGACACAGAGAUACUAUUAA
Messenger RNA from Naegleria gruberi, 567 nucleotides. RefSeq lists its product as uncharacterized. The record is from RefSeq and is a predicted model, not a curated record. Lineage: Eukaryota; Heterolobosea; Eutetramitea; Acrasida; Naegleriidae. The transcript has a single exon. Bases 1 to 567 code for a protein of 188 amino acids.